This is a messenger RNA of Colletes gigas, 1347 nucleotides long. Its product is annotated as 4-aminobutyrate aminotransferase, mitochondrial-like. Gene Ontology annotation, biological process: GABA catabolic process. The coding region runs from base 1 to 1347 and encodes 448 amino acids. Gene Ontology annotation, cellular component: mitochondrion. Lineage: Eukaryota; Metazoa; Arthropoda; Insecta; Hymenoptera; Colletidae. The record is from RefSeq and is a predicted model, not a curated record. Gene Ontology annotation, molecular function: pyridoxal phosphate binding. The transcript is spliced from 9 exons.
AUGCUGUGUAAAAGUAUAUCGUAUUCUGUUCGAAAGGGUCCGCGACCUCGUCAACUUCAUCAUGUACCAAAAGCACCUUUACCUGGAGAACCAGCAAAACCAUAUACGCUUACUGAAAUUCCUGGGCCUAGGUCCGAGGCUCUACUCAAUGAAUUUUCCAAAAUUCAGCAAGUAGGCUCCAUUCAAUAUUUUGCAGACUACCAAAGAUCUGUUGGGAAUUAUUUAGCAGAUAUUGACGGUAAUGUUUUCUUAGAUAUGUUUAUGCAAAUUUCUACGCUCCCUCUUGGAUACAAUCAUCGGUCUAUUCUUGGCGCAUUGUCGUGUGUAGGAAAUCAACGAAUAAUGGCAAAUAGACCAGCAUUAGGAUUGUUCCCCGGUUUGGAAUGGCCGUGCAAACUUCAAGAUACAUUGCUUCAACCAUGUGUAGCUCCAAAGGGAUUACCAUGUGUUUUCACAACUACUUGCGGUGCUUGUUCAAACGAGCAUGCUAUACAAACUUCAUUUAUAAAAUAUGCGGAAAGACGUCGUCGAGGCGGAAGUUUUACAAACGAAGAAAUGAAAAGUGCACCCUUUAAUAAGCCCCCCGGCUGUCCCGAAUUGUCUAUUCUUUCUUUUGAAGGAGGAUCUCAUGGCAGAACGUUUGCUGCGCUGGCGUUAACACAUUACAAGUUUAUAAUGAAAGUUGAUAUACCUUCCCUUCCAUGGCCAAUAGCGCCUUUUCCCCAAUAUUUGUAUCCCUUAGAUCAACACGAAGAAGAAAAUAAAAAAGAGGAUACGCGAUGCUUGGAACAAAGAUCUAUUCCCUUAAUAAUCGACGAAGUACAAACAGGGGGUGGUGCAUCUGGACGAAUAUGGGUACAUGAGUAUUUUGAAUUAAAUACUCCCCCUGACAUUGUUACAUUUAGCAACAAAAUGCAAGCAAGUGGUUUCUAUCAUUCUUCCGAAUACAUGCCCAUGCGUCCAUAUAGAGUGUUUAAUACAUGGAUGGGAGAUCCAAGCAAAAUAUUACUAUUAGAAGCAGUACUGCAAACUAUUGAAGCAGAGAAUUUAUUGACUCAUGUUUGUCAUGUCAGUAAUUAUUUACUUUGUCAACUAAAUGCAUUGCAAUAUGAAUUCCCACAAGUUAUGAAUUCUGUACGUGGUAGAGGAUUUAUCAUAGCAUUUGAUAUGGGGUGUAAAGAUAUGAGAAAUAAGCUACUAUAUCAAAUACGCUGUAAAGGUAUCCAGGUGGGAGAAUGUGGACCAAAAUCAAUUCAACUCAGACCAUGCUUAAUAUUUGGCGAAUAUCAUGCAGAUAUCUUUUUAGAAAAUCUUCGUGUUUGCUUGCAAGAACUCACAGAAAGCUGA